Lutzomyia longipalpis is the source of this 3498-nucleotide messenger RNA. RefSeq names its product importin-7 (gene msk). Lineage: Eukaryota; Metazoa; Arthropoda; Insecta; Diptera; Psychodidae. The coding region runs from base 108 to 3272 and encodes 1054 amino acids. Gene Ontology annotation, biological process: protein import into nucleus. The record is from RefSeq and is a predicted model, not a curated record. The transcript is spliced from 7 exons. Gene Ontology annotation, cellular component: nuclear envelope; cytosol. Gene Ontology annotation, molecular function: small GTPase binding.
CUUUGAUGCUCGACUGGCUGUCAAAGUCGAAUUUUGAUGUCGAGUUUGCGUAGGAAUUUUUUUAUGAUAAUUUUUCGUGUGAAAAGUUGAUAAAAAGUGAGGAAAAAAUGGACACACGGAAACUCAUUGACCUCCUCCGGGCCACAAUGGACCCAAAUCAGCAGCAGCAGGCCGAGGAGCAGCUGAAUCAAAUCCACAAGAUAAUUGGCUUUGUGCCAACGCUGCUGAGGAUCGUGAUGCAAAAUGAUGUGGAUUUACCCGUAAGGCAGGCUGGUGUGAUUUACCUGAAGAACCUCAUAACGCAGAAUUGGCAGGAUCGAGAUUCCGAGCCGGGUGUACCGAUGAUGUACUCAAUUCACGAACAGGAUCGUGCUAUGAUUAGGGAUAGUAUUGUUGAGGCGGUGGUACACUCUCCGGACAUUAUACGUGUCCAAUUGGCCAUUUGUGUGCAUCACAUUAUUACGUCGGAUUUCCCAGGGAGGUGGACACAGAUUGUGGAUAAAAUUAGUAUAUUCCUGCAGAAUCCCGAUGCAAAUGGGUGGACGGGGGCACUUCUUUGUCUGUAUCAAUUGACAAAGAAUUACGAAUAUAAAACGGCAAAAGAUCGUGUUCCCUUAACGGAGGCAAUGAACCUCCUUCUACCCAUGAUGUACCAUUUAAUGGUUAACCUCAUGCAAGAUGCUUCGGAACAGAGUGUUCUGCUGCAGAAGCAAAUCCUCAAGAUCUACCACGCACUCACACAGUACUCAUUGCCGUUGGAUCUCAUCUCACGCGAGACCUUCUCGCAGUGGAUGGAGGUUUGUCGGCAAAUUGUGGAACGUCCUGCCCCGGAUUCGAGUCACAUUGAGGAGGAUGAACGCCCCGAAAUGCCCUGGUGGAAGGUCAAGAAGUGGGCAAUGCACAUUAUGGUGCGAAUGUUUGAGCGCUACGGUAGCCCCGGGCAUGAGAUAAUAAAGGAUUAUCAGAAAUUUGCCACGUGGUUCCUACCGACAUUCACCACGGGGAUCCUUGAGGUCCUCCUGAAGGUUCUCGAUCAGUACCGCAACAAAAUCUACGUUUCCCCGCGUGUCCUCACCGAUACGCUGAACUACCUUAAAUUGGCCAGCGAACAAGCGUACUCGUGGAAGUUAAUUAAACCCCACAUGGUUGUCCUCAUUCAGGACGUAAUCUUCCCCAUAAUGUCCUACACGGAUGCCGAUCAGGAGCUCUGGGAAACGGAUCCGCAUGAAUAUAUUCGAAUAAAGUUUGAUGUUUUCGAAGAUUAUGGGUUCCCCGUGCCAGCUGCUCAGGCCUUCCUCCUUGCAAGCUGCAAGAAGCGCAAAGGGAUCCUCCAGAAGACAAUGCAAGUUGUCAUGGAGGCCCUAAUGCACCCCAAUUCGGAUGCAAAACAAAAGGAUGGGGCCCUACACAUUGUUGGUACCCUUGCGGAGGUUUUGCUCAAGAAAAAGAUGUUCCGGGAACAAAUGGAGACACUCCUCAUGAGUUAUGUUUUCCCGGAAUUCGGCAGCCCGCAUGGGCUACUGAGGGCACGUGCCUGCUGGGUGACGCACCACUUUCACGAGAUUAAACUGAAGAAUCCGCAAGUUUUGGCGGAAAUAAUGCGUCUCACAUCGACAGCCCUUCUCACGGAUAAGGAGCUCCCGGUGAAGGUGGAGGCAGCCAUUGCGCUCCAAAUGUUCCUAACGACACAAGAUCACUCCCAUCAGUACAUUGAGGCGCAAAUAAAGCCAAUUACAAUGGAAAUUCUCACGAUAAUUCGGGAGACACAGAAUGAGGAUCUCACGAAUGUUAUGCAGAAAAUUGUGUGUACUUACUCCGAUCAAUUGUUGCCCAUCGCUGUGGAGAUUUGUCAGCAUCUCGCAACGACAUUCAGUCAGGUGCUCGAAUCAGACGAUAGCAGCGAUAGUCGUGCCAUAACAGCUAUGGGUUUACUAAAUACCAUCGAAACCCUCUUAUCUGUAAUGGAGGAUCAUCCGCAAAUAAUGUCAAAUCUCCAUCCAAUUGUUAUUCGUGUUGUUGGGCAUAUUUUCCAACAGAGUGUCAUUGAAUUCUACGAGGAGGCCUGUUCACUUGUGUAUGAUCUCACAGCGAAGGUCAUUACGCCGGAUAUGUGGCAAAUGCUAGAGCUGAUCUAUCAGGUAUUCCAGAAUGAUGGUUAUGACUAUUUUGUCGAUAUGAUGCCUGCCCUGCAUAACUAUGUCACCGUCGACACGGAUGCCUUCUUGUCGAAUCAAAAUCACCUCAUUGCCAUGUUUAAUAUGUGCAAAUCCAUCCUCACGGGGGAUGCUGGUGAGGAUCCCGAAUGUCAUGCCGCAAAGCUCCUUGAGGUUAUUAUUCUGCAGUGCAAGGGGCGCAUUGAUGAGUGCAUCCCGAGUUUUGUUGAAUUGGCCCUAAGUCGUCUCACGCGUGAAGUUAAAUCAUCCGAAUUGCGCACCAUGUGUCUCCAGGUCGUCAUCGCGGCAUUGUAUUACAACCCGACACUUUUAUUGUCAAUCUUGGACAAGAUGCAAUCGCAGCUUCAACAACCUGGCUCUGAAUCAAUUUGUUCGCAUUUCAUCAAGCAGUGGCUCCACGAUACGGAUUGCUUUUUGGGGAUCCACGAUAGAAAACUCUGCGUACUGGGACUGUGUACGCUCAUGUCGAUGGGAGAGGCAAAGCCACCGGUGCUGAAUGAGCUGGUGAAUCGCAUCCUGCCCGCACUUAUUCUCCUCUUUGAGGGCCUGAAGCGUGCCUACCAGGUACGUGCGCAGGAAGCCGAAGAGGAGGAAAGUGAGGAUGACGACGAUGACUGCGAGGAGGCACUCUCGAGCGAUGAGGAUGAUCUCGAGGAGGCAAAUCCCAAUUAUUUGGCAAAUCUCGGUGAGCGGAUAAAGGAGAAGGGGGCAAAUCACAAUUAUGACUUUACGGCAAUCAUCAAGGAUGGGGAUGAUGAUGAUUCAGAUGGGAAUGCAGACGAUGAAGUUAGCAAUGAGAUUGAUGAGACUGCUCUCGAGAGCUACACAACACCUCUCGAUGAUGACGAUGAUCCCCAAACUGUCGAUGAGUACAUCACUUUCCACGAUGUCUAUCAAAAUUUAGCAAAAGGAGACGUUUCAUGGUAUGAAGCUCUCAAUGGUACGCUUAGACCGGAUCAGGUGCAAGCAAUAAAUGAAAUCCUCCUCCUGGCGCAACAGAAGAGACAUCUCAAACAAUCCAAGCAAAUCGAAAAGAGUGGGGGUUAUGCUUUCACGCAACAAACAAUUCCGACAUCUUUCAACUUUAGUGGAUCAUAAACUGACGACUCCCUCAUUUAUUUUUUAAUUAACUAAAAAAAAGAAAACCCUAAUUAAGCCGUGAAUGAGAUGAGAAAAAAAAAACGAAAAAUGAAGAAAAAACUAGAAUAAGCGUAAAUUGUUAAAAAUAUUUUGCUUUUUAACAACAAAAAAUGUACACAACAGAUCAUUUAAAAAAAAAGAACUAAAAACAUCAAACACCAAAAUUUACAACAAAAAGAAGAAA